CUCUUAAUAUGUAUACACACAUUUCCCAGCAACAGAUAAAUUGAACUAGGCUUUGCUCUCUCUAUCUGUCUGGUUCUGUGGUUCUUUCGAAGCUCCAAUGGCUCGUAUAACAUUAUGCAGUCAGCUACUUCCAUCUCUCCUUGUUCCAGUGAGGCAGAGGAACCAUUAUCAGUUGAUGGGAGUCAUAGGGACUGGUUUAAGCAGAGGGCGGCGCUUCUCUGCUGCGUCCUCAUCCAAGAUAAGCAUGAGCCUCAAAGCCGGCAUCGUUGGCCUCCCUAAUGUCGGCAAGUCCACUCUUUUCAAUGCCGUUGUUGAGAAUGGUAAGGCUCAAGCUGCCAAUUUUCCAUUUUGCACGAUAGAGCCGAAUGUAGGAAUUGUUGCAGUUCCGGAUCCACGUCUCAAUGUACUUUCUGAUCUCAGCAAAUCUCAGCGAGCAGUCCCAGCAUCUAUAGAACUUGUAGAUAUUGCUGGCCUUGUCAAGGGUGCCAGUCAAGGGGAGGGGUUAGGGAAUAAAUUUUUAUCAAAUAUUCGCGAAGUGGACUCCAUACUUCAGGUUGUUCGCUGUUUUGAAGAUAAUGAUGUUGUUCAUGUGAAUGGGAAAGUUGAUCCUAAGGCUGAUAUUGAUGUCAUCAACCUAGAGCUUAUUUUCUCAGAUCUGGACCAGAUUGAGAAGAGAGUGGAUAAGCUCAAAAAAGGAAAGGCAAAAGACUCACAAACCAAAAUUAAGGAGGAAGCAGAAAGGUCUUCCUUAGAAAAAAUUCAGCAUGCACUAUUGGAUGGGAAACCGGCAAGAUCAGUCACUUUAACAGAUUUGGAAAAGGAUGCUGUAAAGCAUCUUUGCUUGCUUACAAUGAAACCGGUUAUAUAUGUUGCUAAUGUUGCAGAAUCUGAUCUAGCUGAACCUGGACAUAAUCCUCACGUCAAAGAAGUGAUGAAUAUUGCUCCUGAGUUGCAAUCUGGAGUAGUGACAAUUUCAGCACAGGUCGAGUCUGAGCUUACGGAACUACCAUAUGAAGAAAGAACAGAAUUUUUGGAAUCUCUUGGUGUUAGUGAAAGUGGUCUUGGGAACCUUAUCAGAGCAACAUAUGGCAUCUUGGGUCUCCGUACUUACUUUACGUCUGGAGAGAAGGAAACAAAAGCAUGGACCAUACUUGCAGGCAUGACUGCACCUCAAGCUGCUGGGGUCAUCCACUCUGACUUUGAGAAAGGUUUCAUUCGAGCUGAGACAGUGUCUUAUGAUGAUUUUGUUGCUGCUGGUUCACUUGCUGCAGCAAGAGAAAGAGGAGUUUUGAGAUCUGAGGGCAAAGAAUACAUUGUACAAGAAGGAGAUGUCAUGCUGUUUCGUUUUAACGUAUAAAAGCUCAUAUGGAAGCAGCUUAUCUUCCCAAUUGAGGGUAACAAUUAGAUGUAGCUUUCUUCACAAGAUGGACAUUGAUUUACAUGCAAGUCCUGAAUUUGGAAUGAUGAAGUAUUCUUUUGUUAUACGCGGAGAAUACUAUAAAUUUUGCUUGAAGAGUAAAUAGCUCAAUUGAUUGUUGAUAUCAAUGGAAGCUUGAUUUUGAAAUUCUACAGAAAUUAAACGAAAAGAGGGUGAACCAAAAUUUAUAGACUUUUCUCUAUUGUGGUGGCAUCACUGUAUUUGUAACCUUUUUAGGUGAUUUCGAAAAUGCUUGUAGGCAAUUUUCAAGUAUUAUACUCAAGUUAAAAUUUGUUUGUGUUGUA
This is a messenger RNA of Prunus dulcis (almond), 1722 nucleotides long. Its product is annotated as ribosome-binding ATPase YchF. Lineage: Eukaryota; Viridiplantae; Streptophyta; Magnoliopsida; Rosales; Rosaceae. The record is from RefSeq and is a predicted model, not a curated record. Gene Ontology annotation, molecular function: ATP binding; GTP binding; ATP hydrolysis activity. Gene Ontology annotation, cellular component: cytoplasm. The transcript has 11 exons. Bases 98 to 1357 code for a protein of 419 amino acids.